This is a messenger RNA of Varroa destructor (honeybee mite), 2251 nucleotides long. RefSeq lists its product as uncharacterized. Lineage: Eukaryota; Metazoa; Arthropoda; Arachnida; Mesostigmata; Varroidae. The record is from RefSeq and is a predicted model, not a curated record.
UCAACAUUGUGCUCGUGGCCCAAACACGUUGUGCUGGAACCGAACCAUGAGCUCGAUUUGGAUUCUGUUUAUACUAGUGAUUGUGCUUAAUGUGUUCGUUAUGCGGGUAUAUACUAUGCCCAAAAGAAGAACGCAAGAAAUGAACGCUGAACAGUUCUUUCUUCAACUGUCGCCCCUGUUCCCCAAGCUGAGUUUCGCUGAGACCGAGUGUAUUUCCACUGAAAAUCAUCUAGGACAAUGCGUGGGUUAUCCGGAGUGCAAAGGUCCCUCCCUUAUCAGAGAGGGUCGAUGUUCUGAUGGUUUUGGUGUAUGUUGUAUGUGUCUAGUACUGAUAAAUCAAGAACGUUCAUAAAGUCACCCUCGAAGAGAGCGCAUCCGCCCACUGAUCUAGGCGAGAUGGAAUAUAUAGACAUUGAUCUCCCCACGAAUGCGCUAGGGGUUAAUUUUGCGAACCCCGAUUAUCCGUUACGAACUAAACAACCUUACUGGUCUAGUGAUGUCAUGAUUCCUCGUGAGGUCUGUCAGGUACGACUAGACUUCGAACAGCUUGAUCUCCCGCUUACGACAGUGUUCAAGGUCAAACUUAAUGGAGUCGUCGUGGCGCCACCAUUAACCGGAAACAAUUCAGGUCAACACUUAAUCGUCAACGUUGUCACCGCAAUUACGCGGCCAGCUCGUCUUGAACUUAGCGUCUCUGGGGCCCCUGUGCCAACUUCGUGGAGCGUUUGGCUUCAGCAUAACUACUGCUUUUCGCCAGCACUUGCACCAGAGGGGUGUAUGCAGUAUAACUCAAUGUUAUCUGGCCGAGUCCGUUCCUUAAGCGUCUUGUCGACGGAGCCCACCCUGUACGCAGUAUGCCUUCGAGCGCCGAAACCCACCGCUAACCUCAUCAGCCUUCGAACCCUGCCAGACAAAACGAUCAAGUCAUGCAGUAGCUUCAUGCAGGUUCCGGCCGGCAUGUCUCUCGAUGGUAAAGAAAUCCCGACAAAAGUAUGUCCACGAGACGCUGUUAGGCUAACAUAUAAAGUGUUUGGUCCGCUAGUGCUAUACAUGAUGACGUCCUCAGGCCAGCAUGGUAUUGACGUCCAAUACAACCUGUGAUAGUUUUACAUCUUCGACGCGUCGAGACCUUUCGACAUUGUGAGGAGAAUCGAACUUGUGCAAUAUUAAUCCCUGUUCAAGGCACCACUCGAGGUUAAAGCGUCCAACAAGUAACGCAGUGCUACCCAGUGUUGCACGGGAUACUCCUAAACCAGGUGGCCUUGUAUAAGUUCGCCACCAUAGACUAGCUGAACUUACCCAUAGAAGCAAUUGGAUGUACAUAUGAUGAAACGACAACUCAUAAUUUCUUUCUCCGCCCGCGCUAUACCUAUGGUAAAAAAUAUACGAGUUAAAAUGAAAACAUUCUAGUGACUAUUUGCUAACGUUUGACUUCGAAAACUCGGCUCAUCCUUCAGCCGAUUAUGAAUUGUCCGUUGUGAUUGAUCGAAAAUAGACCAGAGUGAGCUAUUACUUUUCGAGGCUACUGCAAUUUGCCCAAGUUAUAUGAGUUCACUUGUUGGAUGAUUUAGGUUUAAAGAGAUCUGCGUUAGUUUUUUUAUGAGCACAGAAUAAGUCUAUAUACAAAUUUUGAAAAUCUAGUUUUCUAGGUCGAUGAUACGAAGUUACCUUUUGAGCAUUCGGUGCCUCAUACUAUUGUGUGGUGACCUUACCUAAUAUCACCCUACGAGGCGAUCAUUCGCAGCUGAUGUGGAGGCUGAACGACUAAUUACACGUAUUGAAAUAAUUUUGAGCUUUCCAUUUCAAACAUGUAUAUAUAAUACUUACUGUACCAUUUAAUAUUAUAUAUAUGUGAUGACCUUUCUGUAGUCGUAUAACAUAUAGCUGCGCCACAUGACUCUAGCUACGAUGUGUUGCUAAACGCUGUUUGUACCGCAAAUAUCCUGUGAUAGGUAGACGUAUCGGGAAGUGAAGCGAUGGGCCUAUGCAUAAGAUCGAAUAAUUUGGUGAAACGCCUGUCAUAACCUAGUGUUGUAUACCCAUGUGCCUUUGGUGACAAUAAAUAUUUAUACAGUUUUCGAUGCAAUUAGUAUACGUUUUCUGUCUACUCAAUCCGAGUACGUACUCGGUGGUUAUGCGAAAGUCUAAAAAUGAGACUAACGAAAAAUCCGUUUCUGUAGGUAUAUGCAUGGCGAACUCGAUCUAGCUAGUUAGAAAAAUAAUGGAUCAGUUCCCGUAGUAAUUAACAAGU